Molecule: messenger RNA, 2391 nt
Organism: Dendrobium catenatum
Lineage: Eukaryota; Viridiplantae; Streptophyta; Magnoliopsida; Asparagales; Orchidaceae
Product: zinc finger MYM-type protein 1-like
Exons: 1
Coding region: 19-2391 (790 amino acids)
Molecular function (GO): protein dimerization activity
Source: RefSeq, a predicted model, not a curated record
ACUUUUGUUUAAUUUAGCAUGGAGAGAUAUUUCAAGAAAAAAGUAGAAGGAGAUGAUCAGAAAAAGUUAUGUGAAGAAACAAAUACACAAUUCAAACAAUGCCGUGUAGAAAUAAAUUUUGCAGAUAUUCCUGCCGAUCCUGGAUUGAGAAAAAAAAUAUUUGAUUAUCAUCCUAAUGAAAGGGAUUGUGUUAGGAGACAUUACUUGUUGAAAGGACCGUUCCAACCGCGUGAUCAUGAUUUUCCACGUACACAAUUCGGUGAUAAAAUUCGUCGAUUUAAUCCUGCAUGGUAUGAUGAUCACAAAGCUUGGUUAGAGUACUGUAUAACUAAGGAUGCAGCGUUCUGUUUGUUUUGUUAUUUGUAUGGACCUCAACUUGGAGAACAAUCAAAUGGUGACAGUUUUGAUUCAAAGGGUUUUAAAAAUUGGAAAAAAAAAGAACGAUUGCAGAUUCAUGUUGGUAAUAAGAACAGUUCACAUAACAUUGCUAGGCGAAAAUGUGAAGAUUUAAUGAAUGAAAAUAGUGAUAUAAGAUUUGCUUUUGAAAGACCUACAGAACAGAAUCGCAAAGAUUAUCGUACACGAUUAAAUGCAAGUGUUGAUUGUGUACGUUUCCUUUUACAGCAGGGGUUAGCAUUCCGUGGGCAUGAUGAAUCAGAGGAUUCUGAGAAUAAAGGAAAUUUUCUUGAACUUCUGAGCUUUCUUGCUAAACACAAUGAAGAUAUAAGUAAAGUUGUUUUGGAUAAUGCUCCUGGAAAUAAUAAAUUAAUUUCUCCUGAAAUCCAGAAAGAAAUAACAGAAGCUUCUGCAAUUGAGGUCUCUAAUGUCAUAAUCAAUGAAUUGAAAAAUGAUGUAUUCUCAAUUUUACUAGAUGAAGCACGAGAUAUAUCAGUCAAAGAACAAGUUGUCGUUGCUUUACGUUAUGUUGAUUUGCGAGGAUGUAUCAUUGAGCAUUUUAUUUGGAUUGUUCAUGUAGGCGAUACAACAGCUCCAACACUAAAAUUGGCCAUUGAAGCUUUAUUUGCAAAGUAUGGUUUGAGUGUGGCUCAACUUCGAGGACAAGGGUAUGAUGGAGCAAGCAAUAUGCGGGGUGAGUUUAAUGGAUUGAAGACUUUGAUCAUGAAAGAAAAUUGUUCAGCUUAUUAUGUCCAUUGCUUUGCACACCAACUCCAGUUAGCAUUAGUUGCAGUCGCAAAAAAUCAUGUUCAAGUUGCUUCUUUCUUUAAUAUUGUAACAAGCCUGUUAAAUAUUAUUGGUAGUUCAUGCAAAAGAAGAGAUAUGCUAAGAGGAAAACAUUAUGACAAAAUAAUUGAGCAACUAGAAAGUGGAGGAGCUACAACAGGUCGCGGUUUAAAUCAAGAAAUUGCAGUUCAAAGACCAGGAGACACUCGUUGGGGUUCUCAUUAUAAUUCACUUAUCAUCUUAAUUCUACUGUUUGGGUCUAUAUUGGAGGUUCUUGAGAUAUUGAUACAUGAGGGAUCUAGUAGUGAACAAAGAGGCGAAGCGUAUUCUUUACUUGAAUCUAUGCAAACUUUUGAAUUUAUUUUCAAUUUGCAUAUGAUGAAGCUCAUAUUAGGAGUUACAAAUGAGUUAUCUCAAGUACUGCAAAGAAAGGAUCAAGAUAUUAUAAAUGCUAUGACUUUGGUUAAAGUUUCCAAACAAAGACUUCAAAAUAUGAGAAAUGAUGGUUGGGAUAAUUUGUUUAAAGAAGUUGGAUUAUUUUGUGAGAAGAAUAACAUAAAUGUUCCAAACAUGAUUGACACAUUUGUGAUGCAAGGAAGAUCAAGGCGUCGUACGGAAAGUAUAACAAAUAAACAUCAUUAUCAAAUCGAAUUAUUUUACACUGUUAUAGAUAUGCAACUUCAAGAACUCAACAACAGGUUUGAUGAAAUUAACACAGAAUUACUUAUGUGUGUGGCAUGUUUAAAUCCAUAUCAGUCAUUUUCAGCAUUUGAUAAAGAACGAUUGAUUCGUCUUGCAAAAUUUUAUCCGUUAGAUUUUUCAGAAAUGGAUCUCAUCAUAUUAGACAAUCAAAUUGAAAGUUUUAUUAUUGAUGUGAGAUCGAAUGAUGCAUUUAUGAAUUUAAAAGGACUUGGAGAACUUGCUCAGAAAAUGGUGGAGACCAGAAAGAAUGAUAUUUUUCCUUUGGUGUUCUUACUUAUAAAACUUGCUUUAAUAUUGCCAAUUGCUACCGCAACAGUUGAACGGGCAUUUUCUGCAAUGAACAUUAUAAAGAAUCGUUUACGCAAUCGUAUGGGAGACUCUUGGAUGAAUGAUUGUUUACUUACUUAUAUUGAAAAGGAUAUAUUUAAUAAUGUUGACAACGACUUGAUUGUACAACGAUUUCAAAAAAUGAAGACUAGGCAGGAAGAAAUUAUAGAUGAUAGAUAA